Messenger RNA from Lasiosphaeria miniovina, 498 nucleotides. RefSeq lists its product as uncharacterized. The annotation marks the transcript as partial. The transcript has a single exon. Gene Ontology annotation, molecular function: heme binding; monooxygenase activity; oxidoreductase activity, acting on paired donors, with incorporation or reduction of molecular oxygen. The record is from RefSeq and is a predicted model, not a curated record. NCBI's taxonomy places the organism in Eukaryota, Fungi, Ascomycota, Sordariomycetes, Sordariales, Lasiosphaeriaceae.
GUCAUCCACCCGCACACCAGUCUCCCCUGGCUGCUGAGACAGCCACCCAGCGUGCUGAGCCAGCGCGAGAGCAACAACGAGUUCCUAGCCGCUAAGCAUACCUUUCUCAACUGUUUCGCCGCUGAAGACAGCGAGUGGAUCCAUGUCGCCAUCAGGGAUAUCACCAGAGUGCUCAAAAAAAAGUCCAACGGCGUGGUCGACGAGAUCCAGGCAACCCUAGGCGACCUCUUUAGGAAGGACACGCGGAACUGGAAGGAGGUCGAGCUGCUCGACGUGUGCCUGGCGCUGAUAAGCCGCGUCGUCAGCCGCGUCUACGUCGGGCUGCCGCUGUGCCGCUGCCCCGCCUACCUCGGCAGCUUGGCGCGCUUCGCCAAGAUCAUCCUGGUCGAAGCGCUGCUGGCCCAGCUCACGCCCAAGCCGCUGCGCCGCCUCCUCGCGCCGCUGCUGGCCCGCUACGACUGGAAGCAGUUCAGCAAGAUGGACCGCUGCGUCAGCCCC